UGGACUAGGGAGAAGAACGCAAGGUGAACGACGGAGGGAGAUUUGAGGAUUUAAAAAAUAUAUAAUUUACUUUGUUGAAUUGUUUAUUUGGUUUCUUGCAAAAUGGAAGAUUUGGACAAAGACAUACGAUCCACUGCGAGAGGUUUUCAUUGCAUCCUAUGCAAUGUGAAUGUACCCAAUAAGGCCAGUCUGGAUGCCCAUGUGAAAGGGCGAAAGCAUGUGAAGCUGAGCACAGUGCGGGCGACUCGGAAGGCUCAGGUGGAGAACAGUGUGUUUGUCAGUGGGAUCAAACCGGAUACAGCUCAAGCUGACCUUGUAGACUACUUCCAAAGGUUUGGACCAGUGUCAGAGGUCAUCAUGGACAAAGACAAGGGUGUGUACGCUAUUGUGGAAUUCAGUGAGAAUGACAGUCUGCAGGCCACGCUGUCCCGGUUAGAGCACGACAUGAACGGUCUGAAGCUGCGGGUGAAACCCAGGGAGAACAAGGAGUUCAAACUGAUCCCUAAAAAGAGGCAGGAUUCCAAGAACCUGCAGCAGAUACUGGAGCGGCUCACCAAAGAGCUCUGCCAGACUGCUUCGGUGAAUGAACAGAUGCAGAGUGUGGUGGAGCGAUUCCAGUUGGGGGAGAAUGAGAAAAAGGCCAGAGAGUUACUAGUGCAACUGCUCCAGGAGGUGUUUACAGAGUUCUUCCCAGAUAGUCAGAUCCUGGCCUUCGGUUCCUCCGUCAACACAUUUGACAUCCACUCCUGUGACUUGGAUCUGUUCCUGGACCUGGACAACACCAAGGUGUUCCAAGCUCGGGCCAAGAAUUCUUCUGAACAGGCAGGGGAAGGCCCAUCGGACGACACCCGCUCUGAGGACUCCAUCCUGUCCGACAUCGACCUUUCCACUGCCUCGCCGGCUGAAGUGCUAGAGCUGGUGGCGGCCAUCUUGAGAAAGUGCGUCCCUGGGGUGCACAAGGUCAUGCCGGUCAGUGGCGCUCGCCUCCCUGUGGUUAAGUUCAUCCACAAGGAGCUCAACCUCCAGGGGGACGUGACCAUCAAUAAUAGACUGGCGGUGAGGAACACCCGUUUCCUGCAGCUGUGCUCAGGGCUGGACUCCAGGCUGCGCCCUCUGGUCUACACCGUCCGCUACUGGGCUAAACAGAAGCAGCUGGCUGGUAACCCCAGCGGUGCUGGACCCUUGCUGAAUAACUAUGCUCUGACACUGCUGGUGAUCUUCUAUCUGCAGAAGUGUGACCCUCCUGUUCUCCCCACGUUGGACCAGCUGAAGGACAUGGCCUGUGAGGAGGAAGAGUGCGUGAUCGAAGGCUGGAACUGCACCUUCCCCAGUCAGCCCAUUGCUGUGCCCCCCAGCAAGAACACCCAGGAUCUGUGUGCCCUGCUGUCAGGCUUCUUCUCCUUCUAUGCCCAGUUUGACUUUGCCAGCUCUAUCAUCUCCAUCAGGGAGGGCUGCUCUCUCCCUGUCACCAGCUUUCUUAGCCGAGACAAGGUAAAGGGGGAAGGGGAGGCCAUGGAGCAGGAGAGGUCCUCAGGCCCCAAGCUGGGCCCCCUCAAUGUGCUGGACCCCUUCGAGCUGCACCACAAUGUUGCGGGCAACCUGACUGAGCGCAGCCAGAGGAGCUUUCAAAGGGAGUGCCAGGAGGCAGAGAAGUACUGCCGCAGCCUGCAGUACAUGCGCAAGUCCACCAAAGGUAAGGUGUGGGGCCUGGUGCGCCUUUUCACCCCCCGGGACGAGGGCCCUCACCACCACAAGGGGGCUGAGGGGGCAGAGCGGGAACUAGCCAUCAGCAUCCCCUUCAAGGCGGCGUCGCUCCCCGAGGUGGUCCGCAGCCAGCUGCACUCUGCCGGGGACGGCUUCCGCUUGCUCUGGUUCCAGAGGGUGUGCUCUGCUGUGGAGGGGGUGAUUCAGGGAGUCCUUAAGUGCAGCCUAACUAACACUGGCAUGGGGGAAAGCACUGGAGCUGACGGAAUGGAUACUGCGUCUCCGAUUGGCAAAUCGACAAACGACCACGGUGAGAACGCCAGCCGCCUUGCCUCCAGUGACUGCAGCCCACAGAGCAAGGACACCCCAGGAACCAAGAGACGCCUGCUGUCCUCUGAGAGCAGCGGUGACUCAGUGUCCCCGCAGGGCAAGAGGCCCAGGUUGGACAGUUACAUCGGGUCCCAGCCUGGUUCUCCACACUGGACCUACAUCCAGAGGCACAGGGUGUGGGCGGGCCGACGGAAGGUCAGGAGGGAGCUGCUUAAAGGGGGAAUGGACAUGGACUCCAGGCCAGAGGGCAGCAGUGUGGAGCUGGAGACCCAGGUGACCAAGCACAUUGUGGACAAGGAGCCAGAGGACAAGGAGCCGCUGGAGUUCCAGGUUCAGGCCCAGGUGGUGGGCGGCACAGAGAGCACCAAGGCCGUGAUCAAGUUUCGACCCUCUGCCGAUGGUGCCGGACUGUUCCAGGACUUCUUUCACUUCCUGGAGAUGUUCCUGCCCAAGAUGGCCGACACACUGAUGGGGAAGACUGGGUAGAUGAUGUCAGAUGACGUCAGACUGUUUUGUAAAAGGGUUGUGUGGGUUCUGAUAAUCAUCACUUCAUUUUUUCUUCUGAAUAGUGGAAGAGUGGUUGAAACUGGCCACUUUGCACUAUUUUCAUAUUAUGGGAGAUUUUUUGUUGUUGAUUAAACUAAAGGAGUUGUCUCUUCCGAAAACGGAUCUGACCAAGAUGGCUCUGAAGUGUUAUGAAAGAGCUUGAGUAAUGGCUUUGAUAAAGCCAUGAAAAUAUUGUGAAAAUUGAUUGUGCGCUGUCAUGCUAUUAAGUAAGGUAUGUUCUACUUGUUUUAGAUUAGGGUUGGCAAGUGCCCUGCAGCAAUGCACUCAUUUGUAUUGUUUCAGUGAUUUGUUUAGUUUGACAUCUUUUUUUAUUGGGGGGGGGGUUUGAAGGAAAUUAAAGGCUAUUGAAUACUGUUCUCAACAGUUGGAAUUAAAUGAAAAACAUUUUAUCAUGCGAUGGGACAACUUUCUUCUUUUUUUGCUCUUUGUCUUGGUGCCGUUGUGCCACAUAAUCUAUCCAGUUUAACUAUUGGACAAGCUCCCAUGUCCAUAAAUCACAAUGGUAGGCUGUCUACCUAAGGUCUCCAGGGGGACUUGCCUGUUUAUGAUGUUACACAGGUCAUAAUUACAUGGUGCAUGCAUCAUUGACCCUCUAUCCACCAUUGAAACAGCCUGGCAGACACAGGUCUAUGCCAGGGGAAGUGUGUUUACUGGAUGCCUGGUCCAGAUUACCCUCUGCUCAUACGACUGAGACCAACAACUGCAAUUGCUCAGGCAGAUAGCCUAGGUAAUAAAGCAGCAUAUCUGCCG
This is a messenger RNA of Oncorhynchus masou masou (cherry salmon), 3351 nucleotides long. RefSeq names its product terminal uridylyl transferase 1, U6 snRNA-specific (gene tut1). Gene Ontology annotation, cellular component: nuclear speck; mitochondrion. Gene Ontology annotation, molecular function: RNA binding; poly(A) RNA polymerase activity. The record is from RefSeq and is a predicted model, not a curated record. NCBI's taxonomy places the organism in Eukaryota, Metazoa, Chordata, Actinopteri, Salmoniformes, Salmonidae. The transcript is spliced from 10 exons. Bases 103 to 2520 code for a protein of 805 amino acids.